UCCGAAGAAGAGAGAGGACAGAGAGAGAGGCUUCCUUCCAAAGCAGAGAGAGAGAGAGAGAGAGAGAGAGAGAGAGAGAGAGAGAGAGAGAGAGAGAGAGAGGGGCCUCCUUCCAAAGCAGAGAGAGAAGAGAGGAAAAAAAAUGCAGCUUUUGACUAUCUUUCUCUUCCUGUAUCUCUCUCUCCUCCCUCUCUCAAUCUCCAUCUCAAGCCCAGACAUCUCCUCUCUACUCUUCUUCAAAUCCACGUCAGACCCAUCAGACUCCCUCUCCUCAUGGUCAGACGCGUCUGACCCUUGCACGUCUCCCUGGUUCGGCGUCUCCUGCCACAACAACCGAGUCACCCGACUCGUCCUGGAGCGACUCAAUCUCCAAGGCCCAAUUCAACCCCUUCUCCAACUCGAACAGCUUCGAGUCCUCAGCCUCAGCCACAACAACCUCACCUCCAUCUCUCUCCCCCUCGACUUCUCCCCAUGGAAGAAUAUGAAGCUCCUCUACCUUUCCGACAACCAUCUCUCCGGCACCUUCCCGGUCGGACUCACCAGACUCGGCCGGCUCCGCCGAGUCGACCUCUCCGGGAACCGUUUCGUGGGUCACAUUCCAUCCGAGCUGAACCGGCUGCCCCAUUUGAGGACUCUCCGCCUCGACCGGAAUUCGUUCACCGGCACGCUCUUCGAUUUCCCCCAAAUGCUCGAUGAAUUCAACGUCUCAGGAAACCACCUCGUCGGAGAAAUCCCCAAAUCCCUCUCUGAUUUCCCCGCGUUAGCUUUCGCCGGGAACGAAAACCUCUGUGGGAAGCCGCUGCAGAGCACGUGCUCGACGAAAGUCGUUCAGAGCGACCCGAUACCGAUUUUGAUAUCGGCGCAUCGGCGGAAGUUCAACACAAGGACGCUGAUGGCGAUUGUGCUUGCGGAUGUCGCCGCAUUGGGUUUAAUUAUUGGCGUUUUCAUCUACUGCUGCUGGAUAAGGCGUAGAAGAGGAGAGAGAGAUGUAGAGAAGGAAGAAAAGGAGAAGAAGAGAAAUGGGGUUUCUGUGAGAGAAGUGAAGGAAGAAGAGAUGGUUUUUUUCGAAGGGUGUGAGGGUUUUGAGACGGUGGAGGAUCUGCUGAGGGCGUCGGCUGAGAUGUUAGGGAAGGGGAGUGUAGGGUCCACCUACAAGGCCGUGAUGGAGGGUGGGGGUAAGGCGGUUGUGGUUAAGAGGGUGAGGGAGAGAGGGAGAAGGAAGGUUGGGGAUUGGAAGGAGGUGGAUGGGUUGAUGAGGGAGAUCGGACGGUUGAGACACGCGAAUGUGGUGGGCCUCAGGGCGUAUUACUGGUCCAAGGACGAGAUGCUGCUGGUCUAUGAUUACAUGCGCAACGGUAGCCUGCAUUCACUGCUCCACGGCAACAGAGGACCAGGAAGAACUCCCUUAGAUUGGACCACAAGGCUAAAACUAGCAUCUGGAGCUGCCAAGGGUCUUGUAUACCUCCACACCGCAUGUGAACCAAAGCUAGCCCAUGGCCACUUAACCUCUUCAAACAUCUUAGUCGAUCACACCGGCAACGCAUGCAUCUCUGACUUCGCCCUCCACCAUCUCAUCCAUCCAUCGAUGCCACUGUCGUCGCCUCAUAAAGCCUACAUGGCCCCCGAGUUCCUUGAAAACAACAACUACAACGGCCGGAAAGUCUCCGAGAAGGGUGACGUGUAUAGCUUCGGCAUAGUUCUCCUGGAGAUCCUAACGGGGAAGAUGGCCGGCGAGGAAGAAAUGGAUAUCGCAAAGUGGGUCCGUGAAGCGGUCCAUAAGGAAUUAACGUUGGAGGUGUUUGAUCUGGAGCUGUUGAGGUACAAGGAGAUGGAAGAGGAGAUGGUUGCACUCCUGCAAGUGGCAUUGCUUUGCUUGGGUCCCAUCCAUAAAGAGCGGCCUAAGAUGGCCGUUGUGUAUAAGAUGAUAGAGGACAUAAGGGCAAGGGGACGUGGUGGGGCCCACUCUCCAUCAGCAAACGAUCUAUCAUCCAAUUCCUCGCCUUACCUUUCAGAUACGCCUACCCUCACCAGCAGCUGAUAGCAUGAUUUUUUUUUGCUUUUAUGUUUUGUCAUAUACUAAUUUUUGUCUGCCUCUCUUUAUAUUUGUGAGUUGUACGUUGUUUCUUCUUCCAUAGCUAUUCUAUUACCCUUUUUUUU
Molecule: messenger RNA, 2157 nt
Organism: Magnolia sinica
Lineage: Eukaryota; Viridiplantae; Streptophyta; Magnoliopsida; Magnoliales; Magnoliaceae
Product: probable leucine-rich repeat receptor-like protein kinase At1g68400
Exons: 2
Coding region: 143-2038 (631 amino acids)
Biological process (GO): protein phosphorylation
Molecular function (GO): protein binding; protein kinase activity; ATP binding
Source: RefSeq, a predicted model, not a curated record